Molecule: messenger RNA, 18462 nt
Organism: Xyrichtys novacula (pearly razorfish)
Lineage: Eukaryota; Metazoa; Chordata; Actinopteri; Labriformes; Labridae
Source: the annotation of a GenBank genome assembly
UGCUCGUGUUUCUGUUGAUGCCAGCAUGUCACACCCAAAAGGAACAUCCCAAUAUCAUAAUGCAUGGAAUCAUCUCAGGGAAGCCCAUUUUAAUCAAGUGCGGCGUUCAAGGGCGUAGCAUUGAAUGACACCCUGUAGUCCUGACAGUGCAAUCCUUUACACCUGGGCGGGGACGUAUAGAAGAUUUAGGUCACAUUCGAGCUCAGUUAUGACAGAGAAAUGAUUAAAAAGUUAGCAGUUCAAAGUGGUCAAAGUCAGCUAAAAAUACAAAGAUGAAAAAAACAAAAAAAACAAUAGGACCUUCCAUCAUAUUUCGCAGGACACCUUUAUGAGUUAACUCCCUCAUCCAUGUCCUUGCCCUGCCAUUUUGCUCUCCAUUACUCAUGUUUGAAUCUACACACACUCACAUACACACACAGGCCUGCUAAAUUGCCAAUUAAAUCUCAAAAUAACACAAGUCUCGAAAUACACACGUCCCCAAAGUGUCUUCGCUUGAUUAAAACUGCUGUUUGGAUGACUAUAUUCUAAUAAUAUUUGUGCCUUUCUAGUUUGAUUAACCCUGUAGACCCACAGAAAACUGAUGCCACUAUAUUUAGAAAAAUGUCAACUUUAAACUCCUGUUUUUUUGCAUCUUUAGUUUGUUAAAUUGAAGUUUUUCAAAGCAGGGAGUGGAGUGAAAGAGAGAGGAGAAGCUAAAUCUGCUGCCGGCAUAGCAGGAGAUAAGACAUGAUAGUGGGGUUUGAUUACUCAUCUGUUUUUCCCUUUAUUGAAAGCUCCUUUUUUCCCCAACACACACAAACACACAAAGGUUCUUUAAGCCAAAGUACCCAGAAUGCACUGCAGCUCAAGGUCACCUAAGUCUUCCUCAAUACUCAGCCUGCCCACCUCAUUUCUGUCUUUUCAUACACUGUCCUUUCAAAAUAAAAGAAGUGUGCUAGAAAUUGAACCCACAAUAUUGAAGGGUUGUAGUACGUGCUUGUCAGACAAAGACAGGGUAUUAGUCUCUUAUUUACAUGUUAGGUCAACAAACUGCAUAUAAAAAGGGGAUGUUGAUUUCCAUAAAUGUUUCCCCUCAGCAGUAGGUAACCGGUAGUUUAUAGAACCUGUAUGUUCUUACAACAAAUCCCUAUUUGAUAAUAGCUCUACAAUGCAACUUUCUCAAAAUUUCAUUUCCAUUUCAUGUUACAAAGAAAUCUAAAUCCGUCCGGAUAAUCUCUACACUGGUAUCAAAUUGCACUGCAGUGUCUUUUGCCCUCAAGUGUCAUUGAGGGGGAGGUAUGCUGUGAGAGCCAGUACACUUAUUUCAACUGUUUCGAAGUCCAGCUGAUUGAGCUAAUAAGUGAUACGCGAAAUACUGCAUUGAACGACCACACAUGACUCACUAUCUCAGAGAGCAAAUAUGGAGUCAGGCUCAAACAAAGUAGACUAUGGCGGCAGUCCUGACAUCAACUCAUGUGAGAUACUGACCUCAUCAGGCUACGAGAGGUUCGCAUAGUUCGAAAACAAUUUUAAUACAGCAUUUUGUGGGAAAUCUUUUACGGAGGAAAAAAUAGCUCCUGAGAUCUUCCGGGGAUUUGUUUGCCAGACCGAGCCACAAUUUGUGGAGCUUAACCCAGAAUUACACAUUUGACUCUUUUAUUAAUCCCACUGUGGAAUACUGUAGGGCCAGCAGUGUGCAGUAGGCCUAUCUCUUGAGCCACAUGAAUAGAAAAUGGUCACUAUGUUUAUUUAAAGAACUCUAAGUUGAGGUUCAUCAUUUUCAAUGAAUUAUUAAUGAUGUAUGGAAGUCUCAAGAAAUGUUUGUUUGGCGUUUUGGACAUCUGUGGGUCAUUAGUCUGACUUAGAAAUGGUUGAUGGGAACCAAAGAGAUGCAUUAAAUAAAAACCAUGAAACAACAUGGUUUCAUUUUCUGCUCCAUUGAAAAUAAAGUCAAGGUAAGCCUGACUUUAUUCAAAAUCAGCUGCAUGUAAUGCAAGAAAGGAUGGUUGUGCUGCAAUGCCAGAGCCAGAAGCUAAUUACUGCAGAUCUACUGGAACUUGCUCAUAGACUGACAACUCAUUUAACAUUUUAAUACCAGAAGAAGAGACUGUGAGGAAUUUUGAUACAAAUCAAGAACCCAACUCACCUUGGGCUGCACUUCAACUUCUACCACUUGGUUCUUGUUCAUGCAAUCUUUGACAAAGCCCUCCACUUUGCUGUUGAACUUCAUGAAGAUCACGUAGGCAGCGUAGCCUGAGAGCAGCGUGAUACUUUCCCACAUGGAGAUGAAGUUAUCCAGGAAGAAAAUGAUAAGCAUGAUCAGAUCCAGGAUAUAGAAGGAGACGUCGCGGAAGAGUGGCCACCACGUCAGGUUGAGGAUCUCCUUGGAGAAGAUGGCGCACAUCCCAAUCACAAAGAGGAUGUUGAAGACGGCGGAGCCGACGAUGGUUCCAAUGCCCACAUUGCUGUGCGAGAUGAAGACGCCAAUAAUGGAGGUGAAAAGUUCGGGGGCUGAACCACCUGCCGCCAUGAAGGUGGCUCCAGCUACAUCGUCUGAAAUUGUCAGCUUCUCUGUGAUGACGGUAAGAGCUGGGACGAAGAACUCGUCACACACUAUGGCUAAGGCAAUGAACAUGUAGAUCAUGCCAAACAUGUGGAGGACCACCGCUCCUUUGCGCCUCUCCGCACGUGUGAAAAGGUCUCGUGGGUACUCCCCCUUGCUCUCGUUGCUAUUUGCUGUAGAUUUCAUGGCUAUGGGCAUGUCGGCUGAUGCAUUGGGGUCUGUCUGAGGUUGGGUGAAAAGCAGAGUCCUGUGUGGAACAGACUCUUGGCGACUCUCCUCGCUUUGACCCCCUGAGCUCCAGGUCAAGGCACUGAGGGAGACGGCACUUAAGACCACCAGGCUGAAGAUGAACCCCAAGAUUCGUACUGGCCUCAGCUUUUUUCGCAGACACCGGUGGGCCUGCCACUUACAAGCAGCACCCAACAUGGGCCUUCUUUGCUCUCGUGAAUCCAUGCUGAGCUGAUCUGAAGCCAUGUAUGCACAGCGUGUCGAGUCCUCGCUCUCAAAGGCUUGGUAGGAAGAGGGGAGAGUGGGUACCGAGUUUUACCGGAGACAGUGCAUGGUGUUGUCUUCAGUUUCAAACAAGUUGAUGAGAUCGUAGGUGCUUCCCAGGGUCUGGUUUGCCAAAUGAUGUCUUCAUAUUAGCCUCUGCUGGACAAUGUCAAAAGAAUGAAGAGUAUAUUACUAGUUAGCUAGGAAUAAAUUUAAGAAAUGUGCUCUAUAAAAAAAUACAGUUAAAUUAAAUAGACAGUCCAACACAUUUAUUUUUUACAGAUCCAGCAUCUGUCUAUGCUGACUACUAAACAGUUGAUAAAUCUCAGCAAAUAACAGAAAAUUAAUCUUUACAAACCAUGUCGCCUAUCAUGUAGCCUUAUUCGUUUUUUCUAUAACAGAUUGUCAGAUGCUGCUUCUCUAUUUUUAUAACAAUACAAACAGACUAACCUUGACCUUUCUUUGGAUGAAUUUUUCAAAAAACAUAACAGAUGGUUUCACCAAUAAUCAUUGUUGCCCCGGAAAAGUCAGCCACAAGUCAGGACUAAUCCCCUCCUGCCCACUGCCCAAAAAAGCUCUUUGUAGAGAGCAAAUGCCCGAAAACUGUGUAGGCCUACUGCAGCAGCUUAAAUGUGCAUCUCCUGUGUUUUCAAAAAUCCUCCAAUGGCUUACUUCAUUAUCUCACGGUUCUCUGAAAUUAUUCUCCAAUAGCGAGAAAUACUUGGAUUAAAAAACAAAAACAAAGAGGAAUCUUCUUGUGCCGUUCCUGAUAUAGUUGUGUCUGUCAUGUUGUGGCUGAAAAAACAUUGAGCGGUUUUCAGUGAUCCGCGAUUAAUUCAAAACGCAGCAUGCAGCAAACAGUCUGAAAACUUCAAUAGGCAGAUGGUUCUGCUCGUCUCAUAAUUGUAAUUUCAUUUGAGACAAAUGAGAUAGGCUGUAUAAUGGGAAACCUGCUGUUUUUACCUGAGAAAUGUUCACGAAAUGAGGAGGCCGACGGUAAACGGACAUCACUUAGCUGCAUUCAGUGAAAAUGGAAUGACGCUGCCGCUCAGGUGAAAGCAAAUUAACCACACAUACCCUGUCCUGUUUGACUUUUCGAUGCUGUACAGCCCUGCAAACACCUUUUCUAACAAACCAGCUCCACUCACAACUCUUCUCCCCGUCUGCCCUUCACUGAAGCCUUCGCCCUUCCAGCUGUAUCAUCACACAACAGUCGACAACCCAUCAUCCCCGACCAAAACAGCCCAACAUCAUAGUUUCCCAGGCGAGGCGCGUGACGCGUGGAGAGCAGCACGCGGUGUCAUGCCUUACCUUUCCCAGAGGCGAGAAAACAGCCGCACGGCACAGCAGCAGGUUGAAAUUAGGAAAUCCUCUCCGGUGCCCUCUUGCUCUCAUUGAGCAGAAUGUGACCGGUGUCCGCUUUCCGACGACAGAGGAGGAGCUUUGGAAGGAUGGGUGGUGGUGGUGGUGAUGGUGGUGGGGCGGAGGGGGGAUGCUUUUCCAACUACGCUCACCUCUCUCUCCCUCACAGCAGCUUCAGCAGCAUCCCUCCUGUCUCUCCGAUGAGGGGAGGGGGGAAAAAAUCACCCAGUCGAAAAUACUCUGCUAAUGUAGCAGAAUAAUGUGCAGGGCUGGGCUGACCACGUGACCCGGGUGCUUUAUUAAUAAAGCCAGGUAAGACAGGCAGACAGCCUAUCCUUCCCCACUGGGUUCACGCGGUGGGGGCUUUGGUGAUGUUGCAGUUUGAGGGAGGAGUUGCCGUGGUUACACAGCAAAGGCAGUAUUUCCACUCAUUUUUCCCCCCUGUUCCACUGAUGACGGAACAGGUGGAUCAGCCUCAGCUCAGCUGUGGUUCAUGUGAACGCCUCAGGUCAUUUCAAGGUUGUAUGCAUGAGGUGGUUUCCUUUCUCAGAUAAUGUUGCGAUGACGGGCUCGAGCUGCAGCAUCUCACCGCUUUUUAAAAAGUAAUGCAUCUCCCCUGUGAUGUUCUUUUUAAAAAGAUUCACAUUAACAAUCAUGGAUAAAAGCUGCUUCUUUCUUCGAGUUAGGAAGACUGAUAGGUUUCCACAUGCAUGUAUAUUUUCAAUAGAUGGAGCUUGUGGCUGGUGAGCUUACAUAAAGACAUUAAAUGGGCAAGUCUGGCUCUAUCUGGAAGUCAAUAAAUAUUUUAGGACUUAGCAAGCUUUCUAAAUUUAUCUCUUUUUUAAUUCAAGAGGCAGUUAUGAAAAACUACUCUGGUGUUUGUUGAUCUGUCUCUUGGUCAGGUGCAGUACAUUGAAGCCUGUAAGGAAAAAUUAAUAAAACACUUUAUAUAAACCCAAAAAGGGUUUGAGGAUUCUGUCAUUUAUAAUCAUUUUUUAACCUACAACAAUCAGAAACCCUUAUCUUGAGCCAAUAUAACUGAGUCCUAAAUUUUUGUCCACAACACUGCCAUGUGACUAAAAGUUAUGUUUGUAUGUUUUCCUCAAAUGCAUCAUCACUGUGGCUGCUCAACUUUCAGACAUGCACAAUGGAUGGACAGGAACAUAGUAACUAGAAGCACGCUGAAUUGCAACAUUAUAGAUCUAAACAAGAGAGAUUUGCUUUCCUCUGAAAGGGUUGCCAACUCUGGAGCACAUUAACCCCCUGAAAUGAAAUUGAUCCCAGAUAUAUGAGCCCUCAAAGCAUAAAGGUUAAAGGAAAAUUAAAGCUGUACUCAGUUUUGGCUAAUUGUGUUACUAAUUCAUAUGGGUGUAUAGGAAGUACUGCAUGUACUUCUUUACUGUAGUUAUUUUACUGCAUUUUAAUGGUGCUAAAAUGCUGCAUUCUCAAUAUACAAACCAAACUAAGGACGGGACUUAAAAAUAACCAACAUUUUCUAAAACGUCAGUCAAAACACCAGUCAACGCUCUGUGUAAGGUGUGUCAAAAGGCGUCACCCUUAUCCAACAAAAUAAAAUGGAUUCACAGAAGAAAAAAACAAUAAGAUCUACUGUGCUUACAGAGCUCUGGAGUUGCUGGUGUAGGUCACCAGUAACUCAGCAAGGCAAGCUGUUACCACCCUCUUCCAGUCUGUAUGUUGAGCUAAGCUAACCAAUAUAGCCGCUUGCAACAGCAUCAUGUUAUAUGGAUGGAAAAAAAUUGGUAUCAACUAAUUUAAUUCUGUUCAGGAAAGUGAACAAGUGCACUCCCCAAAACACUAACUUUUUAGAUUAUUUGUACUUUUAUUCAUAAAAAAUUCAAACAAAACGUGGGAGACAACAUGAAAAGGUCACGUUUGCUUCACGAUCCAUUUCGCCUCAUUUUAAUAUGUCAACCUAUACCAAGCUUUCAUCAGACAGAACCAUCCUCCCUGCAGCCCCCCUGGGGUUGCCAUGUUUCCCCUUCAUGUCAGAAAAAGCCCCCCAACCACUUAGCAUUAGUCCACAGGCCAGACCCUGCUGGAUAGAUGCAGACACGCAAUCUCUACAUAGUGUGACAAAGUAUGUGUGACACUAAUGGCCUGCUGCUGUAUAAUAAAUCAUGAUUCAGUGACCUCAUUGAUUGGCCCCUCUCCUCUGCUCUCAUCUCCUCUCCACUGUAGUCCCCCCUGUUACCUAACAGGAAACACAACGGACGACAGCAUUAACUUGAUUUACCUCAGAUUAUCAAUAGGAUGACGUUUCACAACAACAAUGCUUUGUAGUCCAAAUGUAUUUCUCAACCGAAAUUAGCUGAUCUGCAGUAAUUAGCGCCUUCUGAACCAUCUGAUAAAUAAGUAGGGGAUAAUAUAUAGAGAGAAAACAAGAUCCAAAGACUGGGGGGUUUGUAGGUAAAAUAUUUUUUAACAUAAAUACAGAAAAUAUCACAAUUUUGAUCACUUUUGCAAUUAUCAAUAGUGCUUUAUGUUGAAGUUACCGGAGAUCAGGAACUAGAGGUGGACCACCGGCCAUCUUUGCUGCUGUUGCCUGGAUAGCAGCACAGGCUUGUCGCCAUUUUUUCUGUUCAGAGGUAGUUGGGGCGUCUGUGUCCUGUACAUGGCAUCAUCCCCCAACACUAAAAACCAGCCUUAGGUGGAAACUUGUGCCUUUUUUCAGGGUGUUCUCGAUGCUCACGCCCUCCAUUAUUAACAGAAAUUCAGAAAAGCUCUACAGCCUCCUCACAUCUGUUUAGUUUCAUUUUGGCUGACAAUUACCUCGUGUGGCCUAGCAUAAAGACUUAAAACAAAGGCAAACAUCUGGCUAUACAAGUCCAAAUCUUGAGAGUAAAUAAAACAGAUUAUGGGCUUAAUGAGGGUUUACAUUCCUGACAACAUCUAAGCUGGCAGCAGGGAUUUCCUGAGGUGUAACUUAAGUCUUGAGGUUGGCAGGCGAUCAGCUAAGCUAACUGACUAAUAGCUAGUGUAAUCACCAGGUAGACAAAACAAAAGCAUAAUAACAUCACAUCUGUACCUUACCAGUGGAGAAAACUUUACCCCCAAGUCCUGCAGUGAAGGGCUGGCCCACUGUAAAGACAAGCAGACAGUUCAUGAGUUAUAAAGUUUAUCUUCACACUGAGCAUCCUGGUCCACCACUUCACAAGUCCUGAAAAAUCUUCAUGGUAAAUAUAGGACACACAGAGUUAAGUUUAGACACUUCAGCCUUUGAAAUGAAGCUGCACCACAUCAUCUCUGUCAUCUCCGGCUGUCUUCUCUGGCUUAAAAAAAAAUCAUCUUAAUGAUAUCAAAUUGACGUCACCUCUGCGUAAGACUUCAAAUUUAUCCCGUAUUAUUAUUUUAGGCGGCCAAACGUCAUUGAAGUGAUUCAGUAAAGUAGAAGUUACCUGGGCUGCCAACAACAUUGAGUAGAAAACAGUUUGUCACAAUUUGUUUUUCUCUUUUUGUGCUCUAUAUAUACACACUAAACAUUUGGUGAUGUACCAAGUCCAAUUUUAUUUCUUUUUACAACCCCAAUCCCAAUAAGUUGGGAUGCUAAGGUAUUAAAAACUGAUUUUAUUUUUGUUCAUAUCAUUUGACAACUAUGAUUUUUGUAGUAAAUCCAGGUCAAAACUGAUCCAUGCAAAGAGACAACUGUAAAUAAACAUGAUCCAACAACCUCUCUUGGUCAGGGCUCAUUUAAGAGUAAAGGCGAAGUUGUAAACCAGCUCUGUGGUCUGACAAUCAAAAUCUGACACUUGCUUGCAGAGAGGGGCCAUACAACCUGUUAUCAAUGCACGUCAAUGGCCUGGAUAGCUCACAUAUCUGAGGAAAAAUGCAGAGAUGCCAAUGCCUUUUUCAGGGAAGACUUAGCAUAUUCGAAAUCACAUUCUGCACAUAGAACAGCAGCAUUGCUAAACUGAAACAACCAGCAGUCUGGACUUAUCACCAACAGAAAUAUUUUGUGCAUCAUGAAUUUUAAAAUAUGAAAAAGUAGAGACUGAACUGUGAGCAGCUAAAUUGCCAUAUUGGGUUAGAAAAGGAAAUGACUUGUUUUCAGAUUUCAAGUAACUGAUUACCUGGAUUCUCAAACAUUUACAGUGUUGUGGAAAGAAGGGGUGAAGCAGCACACUGACAAACAUGCCCCUGCCCUAUCUUUUUUAAACAUCAAAUGGCAUCAAAUUAAGAUAAGCCAAGUUUUUCAUAAAAUAAUUUAUUUUCAGUGCGAACAGCUUCACUUUGUACUCAGAUGAGUAUACCUAGUUUGAGAAACAGGUUGCAUGAGUGUAAUUUUGGGCUCUUUUCACAUGUUUUGAGCAGACUUGGCCUCUGAAAGGUUUGAUAUUGAAUCAAAGAUUGAAUCUGGAUGAGGACUGUCAAGCACAAAUGAGACGUCACAUUCUGUGCUCCAUUUGUUUAAAACAGUACAUUUUGUGUUCACGUAUCUGAUCAGUAUAAAUUAUCAUCCCAAAGUGCACUCUUGGAUCUGUCAAUAUUUUUGCCUAUCAAAUGGGAUCCCAUCCUGGCUGUCAGCUCUUUUUCAACAAUGACCCCCUUCAGCGCUCAGGCAGCCUCCGCACCACACCACCGCACUGACCACUCCUCAUCUGGCUGCACUUCCAACAUAAAAGUGAUGACUGGUCACGGGUCAUGUGGAUCGUGGUGGGGAGGAAGGGGGUUUGAGUGGGUGGGGGGGGGGAUGAUGGUGGCAGUUGUUUUGAUUUGUCUGAAAUCUGUGCUGUGACAAAAACAACAGAAAUUUCCAUGCUGGCCCUGCCCCCCACCCGGCCUGUCCUCGCUUAGGCCCGGCAGCUAAAUCCGAGCUAUUGUGUCCCACAUAGUUGUAUGGAUUUGUCAGCAAUGAGGCAGGGGCAGUCGGGGGUAGAUAGGGUGAUGAUAACCAAGCAAGUUUUUCCGGUGUCAAGAGAGGAACAAUUGACUGAAGCAGGGUAUUGAAUUAACUCUAAUAAACAAGUGGUUUUUAUUAAUAACUGAUGCCAAAAGCUCUUUGCUCCUGCAGACCAGGAAAGCAUUAAAAAUGGAGAGUCCCUAGAUAAGCUUUUUCUAAGAGACUUGCCUCGGAUUAGACGUUGAAAGCCUCAUAUUAGCAACCACCACCGCCAGAAGUCUGUACAAAGAGGCUUGGAUAGACCACCUGCCCCUUAGGAAAAUGCAGUCAGCAAAACAAAACAGGAACACGCAUCAUUGUGAUCGUCAGGAGGAGUGUGAAUCAUGAGGCCUUCAAACAGCUGACGAAAUGGAUUUUAAAUAGCCAACGUCUGAGUUUAAGACAUAAAAAAUUUAAUUUCCAGGAUAAGAAGGGGGGGAAAUGAUUUUAGCAGGAAAUCAGGGGUUGAUAGGAAAGCUCAGAAGAGAUUAGCUAAUGUAUAAUCCACAGGCAGGUCGGAUCACGAAGAGCUGGAGCUGAUUAGUUGUAAGCACUAAGUGUGAAAGUGAGACUCGCCCUUUACUGCCGGGAUCGAUGUAAAUGUUGAGUUCUGCCAUGUUUUUAUAAAAAUACUGAACAGAAAUAUUUAAAGGUUACUCUAAGUAGCCCUUUAGUCGCUUUUGAAGAGACCUGAGUUAGCUUUGUUUUAUAUGUCACUGAACUUUGAGCAUGGUACAACAGUGGCUUAAUUAAUCUGCUGGUUUUAGUUGAGUGACAUGGCUAAACGGCUGCAAACGACACACAGCUAACUUGAUCUAUGUUAGAAAAACGCCUCCAACAUAUUUUUAGCUUCUGGCGUAUUCUCAGUGAUAUCUUCCCCCUAUUUUUCUGAAUCUGCGUUUUGAAGCCACACUGGUGACACUGGCUUAACCAAACUUUUGUUCGACCAACUAAUUGCAAUGGGGUGGCUGUAAACAUAUAUAUUCCUGCUAUAGAGAUGGGCCUUUGACAAAAUGUGUUAAUAGGGUCUUGUGGGCUUUUUGGAGUUAGGCUAAGUGGACCUUAAAGGAAGUGCUGUUGGUGGUACUUCCACGUUGGCCGGUUGGGGGUUGCUGCUGGGUAAUUUCAGUAGCUAUAAUGUGAAAUUCAUGUUUUUAACUGCAAGUGUAGCUCAAGGGCGCCCUCUGUAAUGUUAUCGUCUAUUAUAGUAUAAUCGUUUAUCUGCGACAAGAUGUAUGACUAUCAUAAUCAACAAUGAAUUGAUGGUUUUAAAGCUCCUGUCAGGAACUUUAGGUUUGGGGCAGUUAUGGUGCUGCUCCAUGAUCACAGUAUUUACUAUAUCUUACAAAUACAAAAGUUAAAACUUAUCUGUCUGGCAUUUUUAUGGUCAAAUGUAUUAUUUAACUUAUAUGUUAUGUAUAGAAACAGUAGACCAGGGCUACUUGGCUGACACCUUAACUCAGUGGUUCUCGGGUCCAGUCCUCGAGGCCCACUGUCCUGCAUGUUUUGGAUGUGUCCCUGCUCCAACACACCUGAUUCAAAUGAUCAGCUCGUUAGUAAGCCAUUCCAGAGCUUGAUAACGAGCUGAUCAUUUGAAUCAGGUGCGUUGGAGCAGGGAAACAUCCAAAACAUGCAGGACAGUGGGCCUCGAGGACUGGACUUGAGAACCACUGCAUUAAUGUAUUCAAAAUAACAACAAAUAGCCAGUCUUGUCUGUGAUGUUGGUGUUUGCUUUUGGAUAUCAUGAAAAGGCAUUAAUAUAAAUCUGGGACUACGUCAUACCCAAAUAACUCCACAUGGGAGCUUUAAAACAAGUGAAAUGUAAACAUCAGUGCUCAUAAACCCACCGUUUUUAAAUCAACCUCUACAUAAACGCCAAAUCAGUACAAUACCUCUAUCUAAUGAAGAGUCAACAGCCGAUUUUGGCCUCAUUAAAUUCCAGUCUAAAAUAAACAAGUCCUUAAAAUGGCUUCAAAUAAUCAAAAAUGUGAUCAUUCUCAUGUUCUUCAGAAAGGUAUAAGCUGAGAAUUCUACAGGAGCAACAGAAUAAGAAAUUCUGCAUUUUGAUUUUUAGCAGGAUUGUGCAUUAAAGUUAUCCUGAAUAGAUUACUCUGCUGGGGUCACAGCCCUCACUAUUGUAAAAAUCCAAUCAAUCUCUGCCUUUUGUGACCUUUCAGAGUAUUUCACCAUUGAAUAGGAAUACUUUGAAAGAACAGACAGGACAAAAGAGUGAUAGAUAUUGAUCCCUACGUUUCAAGGUUAAAGCAGACAAUAGGAAGAGGAAGAAGAAGAAGAAGAAGAAGAAAAAGAAGAAGACACUAAAGCAUGUUUUCUUUUGUUGAUGUCUGCCAUUGAGAAGUAUGAUGUGAUGGAGGAUAGCAUUGAUACAGGAUGUGGACUGCAUUAUAAGCCUAAUCCUUAUGUCAACAGCCACACAGAUGGGCUGACCUGCUGGGCUACAGGGAUGAGUUUUUUUUUUUUUACAGAGGGUGGGGGCUGAAAUCUUUGCUGCCUGUCUGGUCAUGACAAACAGGAGGGAGGAACGAGUGAGCUUGUGAGAAUGAAAAUUUAAAAAAAAACAGACGAGUAAAAAAAAAAAAAAAAAAAAAAGUUGAAAAAUGUUUCAUGCUCUGAUGUCAUUAGGAAGGCGAAAGCAGAGCUGUAAUCCUAUUUUAAUCGCAGUGGAUUUAUUAAACAGGAGCAGCAGGUUUAAAUCUCAGCAGAUUACACAGAAGGCCCAAGGAGAUGGGGUGGGGGUGGGGUGGGGGGGGGGUUCAGAGGGGGUGGGGCUUGCGUAAUCAAGUGCACUUAAGGUGAUAUGGUACAUCUUCGACUACCACCAAGACUGAUUGAGAAGGAGACUCCUGAGUCAAGGGGCUUUACAAAACAAGACGGGUCUCGUCGCUUUGAAAUAAUCAUCUUCCCUUACAAUGAUCCUAAUUUAUUGAUUGAGAUCUAAAUCAAGUAUUCGACUGAGAGGUCUUUUCAAAUCAUUACUUCUGACAAGAUUAGGACGGACUCCCUGCAGAUGUUACUAAUUAUUUGGAUGUGAGUGUGUGUCCCAUGGAGCCCCUGCAAAUCUCUUUGGCACCCUUUGUAAUAGACCUUGAUUCUUGUGAAGAACGGGUUAAUCCCAGGUCAUGUCACAUCUGGACUUAAUCAAAUCAGUCCUUUAACUGACCAUGUUGAGCAAGCUCAGACCUCUAGAGGUCACCAGUAAUGAAAGGUAUUCAAUCAGAAAAAACAAUGACAGUGUGUGUAAAGGAUUGCCAUGCUUAUAUGAAAGCUUGUCAUGUAUUAAUGCAAAAUAUCAUUGAAAAGUUGACCAAAUCAUGAUGGCGGACAUUUUUUUUUUACAAUAUAUCAAGUAGCCAAAGUAAUUGCAGUAAUUUUAUGAUGCCACAUAUUUAUUCACAGUACAAAAACACACACAACUUAAACUUCAUUAAUUGAUGCAACUAAUCAGUUUUAUGGCCACAAACUUUCCUUGCUGUAUAUUUUAUUAUUAAGUGUAAGAAAAUGAGCAGUAAGGCAUUUUAACUGAGUUGAGCAUAAACCCAGACAGUUUCAUGGCCUCACGCACGGAUGCCAGCACACUGUACAGAACUGUGUGUUGUGAGUGAACUUUGCCACUGCCAAAUGCUUCAUCUAUAACCGACGCCAAGCUCACCAUCUGUUGGCUGAGCUUGGCAAAUGUCUGUGACAUAGCACCUCUUUCAUGGGAAGCCAUUUUGAGCCAUUUAUUUUCUUCCUUGGAGUCCCAGUGUGAAAGCAUGCAACUGUUCUGUGCAGUUCUCUUCAUUUCGGUCUCUAAUAUGAAGAAUUAUCAAGUGAUAUCUGGUGUAUAGCUUUUAAAACUGUGCCACUAUUUGCUGAUCUAAUAAAAAAAAAAAUAAUGGCAGUUUUAAAUCCUCAGAUUCCAUAAACCAUAAUGUAAAAAAAUGACAGAUAAUAGUAGUAUCAGAUAUAUCAUUUACUGUGAAGGGUCCUAUCAAGCUACAACAAAAACACACCUUUGAUUUAAAGUUAUCUUCUAUGUUAUCAUGUUUUGAUUUUACCCUUAUAUAAAGUAUACCAAAACAUAAAUCAAUGAGGUGAAUAUUUGAUCAGUAAUUAUGCGAACAGUUAGCUGAUAAUUUAACCUCAGCACAAAGUUUUCAGGACUGACUGGCUCUCACACACCACCAUACGAACAGCAGCCGCCAAAAGCUUAAUAAAUGCUUCCAUCUAGUGGAAAACACAGGCAACAACUUUGAUAAUAAAUUAAAUGCACGCUAAAAGUUAAAGAUUCACAGAAACUUACAUUAUUUCUUGGCUGUGGAAACAGGUAAGUCAUUUCGGAUGCAGUGUUAAGACGAAAACUAAUGAUAUUUCUCUCUCGUGCUUCACUGAUUGGACGAGCAGGAAGACCACAGGUGCGACUAUUCACGUUAAUUAGGGCACGGGCCAGGUCAGCAGGUGUGCAGUUACAAAAGCAAAGCUCGGUAAACGGAAACAGACAGUUAUUAAUUACAACCCUGACUUUCCCUGCCGGGGUGGCCUCUAGACCACAUUUUGAGAUUUUAUUUAAAAAUUAUUAUAAAUUUUACGGAUCAUUUGUAUACAUGAGUUUUACAAGUGUAAGAUUUUACUUAAAACUGUGAUUUUGCCAAAAAUAAUAAUGCUUUAAAAUCAAUAUUUUUAGCAAAUAAUGUCACGGUAAGGGCUGUUAUAUCAUUAUCAAAAAUAUUUCAGUGUGCACCUCAUUUUUGGAAAUAUUGCAUAUUUUGUGUUUUUCCCAUUCCCAAAAAAAUCAUGACCAAAAACGAGUUACUUUGAAAAUAUCAAAAAUUAUAAAAAAAUAAAAUAAAAAAUAAAAACGUGAAAUUUAUGAAUUAGUAUAAAGUUGUAGACAAGAUGUGAUGCUUUCAAAGGUAAAAGAAAGAAUGUAUAUUUUUUACUCCACUUUCAUUAGACGGACCGUUUGUAGCGAAAGUAAAUUUCAAGGGAUGCACAAGGGUUAAAUAAAUUCAAUGAGAUCGAUAAGCAGUUGACGUCGCCAUUAGCAUGUUGAAUACAUCACCAACAGGGGGCAGUGUGAUAGAAAGCCGUCUUGUAUUUUGUCCCUACUUUAUCUCCCUCACAUCCGCUCUUGUCCUUCCUCUUCCGGUUACGGCGAUAGCAGGUAUGGCGGCGCCUAUCCUACUCUAAAACGUUUUAGCUUCAGAAUCCACUCUAAUCGGACCAUUUAGAAUAAAAAACGGAUGUUUUCGAAAGAGAUGUGUAUUAAGAACGACACUAUAUCUCUAACAAUGUUCUCAUUUCAUUGAUAACUUGACGAUGUGUGAUGUUAAAUAGAUGCCGCUCCUGAGGUCCCUAAGGCCGGUUUGUUGGUGCUAAGGAGUACCCUGAAAUUGCAUAAAAAGGAUACAUUUGGCAAGACUCACAACUGGAGACGUGGCUUUCCUGUCAGCUUAAAUGUUAUAUAAAUCCACCAGUCUAUAUUUGUUGAUAUAAAAUCUGUAUAUUACAUGUUAGCAGCCAAGCUUCAUGUUUCAGAUGUAACCUAAAUGUCUCUGUUUACAGCGUCAAGAUGGUGCAGCGCCUCACUUACCGCCGUAGGUUGUCCUACAACACUGCCUCCAACAAGACCAGACUGUAAGUGUGCAUUUUUACAGUACUUAUUUCACAUCUCCUGCCUCGAUCACGAAUAAUUCCUCACGCUCCCCUUCAGGUCUCGGACGCCCGGUAACCGAAUUGUGUACCUGUACACCAAGAAGGUCGGCAAAGCUCCCAAAUCAGCAUGUGGCAUCUGCCCAGGAAGACUGCGUGGGGUAAGUGGAUCCAUUUUAUUUGUUUGACUGCUUUUUGCUGGCUUAUUAUGUGUGGCAGAGUGGCAGGUGUGAUGAUGCCCAUGCUUUGGGGAUCAUGUGUUAAAAGGGUUGUGAUUGUGAGACUUGCUCAAGUGCCAAAAUCAAGUAGGAUUUACCACUUUGAUCAAGGGAUGAAAGUUUGUAUUUACAAACUAUUAAAGUCUGCUUCAGGCAUGAUGCACCAAGUUGGUCUGAUGCUGAACUCUUGCAUGGUCAUUUUGCAUAAAGGCCUUGCAAAGACAUGUUGUUUCUGAACUUAAAUCAGCUUCAACCUGGCAAGCAAAAGCUGAGAUGCAACCUCUUUUCACCGUAUUUCAUGCUGAAGUAAUAUGCCGCUCAAUAAAUGUAAAUGUCGUCAGUCAGAAUUGAAUCACAUAUUGAGUAUGUUUGUCUGUAGUGGCAUUACAUUUACACAUAAUAAAGGUAUAUUGAAAAUUUCUGUGGUUUUAAACUGGCUCGAGUGGUCAACAACAGUGAAAGAAAUGAGCAUAUGUUAUGUAACGCUUGGCUUAUUUUACACACUAAUAAUUUAGGAUGAUAGGUUAGUUCUCAUCAUACAGAAGUCAACAAAGUUUAAGGCGUUUGGAGGGAAAAGUUCUCCCAGAGGUAGCUGGCCCUAAAGGAAGAUCUCAUGGUUGUUUCUUUACAAAUUAAAUCACUUAAACUCAUCACACUGGGGUGAUUUUGGGUACUUGAUCACUGGUUUUUCCAUCUUUGAAAUGAGUUUUGGAAGGGGGAGGGUUUAAGGUCCAUUUCCAUUGAGUAAAUCAUUUCAAAUAUCCUUAAUAGAUAAAGAUGCACUUUUAGUUAAGACAUUUUGAAAUGAUAACUGUGAUUAAAGUUAAUAAAAGUAUGAAAUGGCAUUACAUUGAAAUUCACAUUCAAUCUUAGAAAAUCCUCGUUUGUUUCAGACCUCCAGUAUUCAAGGCUGUACUUUUCUGCCUUUGGUUAGAGACAAAGUUGUCUGGUGUUUCCCAGUCGAUGGUCUGUAAAUUGAAAUGCUGAAUCGUCUGAUUGUUCAUCAACAUAUUGACCUUCUUUAAAUUGCUUUAUAAAAGUUGAACCCGCAGCACAUAGCUGAUCCAGUCUGAGUAAUUUUUCUCUCUCCUUUUUAGAUCCGUGCUGUCAGACCUCAGGUUCUGAUGAGGCUCUCAAAGACCAAGAAGCAUGUCAGCAGGGCUUACGGAGGCUCCAUGUGCGCCAAGUGUGUGCGUGACAGGUAAGGGAAAAGAUACCACAUGCCCUGGCAAACUGUGACAAUGCUUACACUGUAUUUCACUGACAAGGACGAUCAAUAAACUAAGAACUGCUAUCAAUACAUCAAAUGAUUGUAUUAUAUCUAAAUAGAUUGUUUUGCUUCUAUUCCCAGGAUCAAGCGUGCUUUCCUGAUUGAGGAGCAGAAGAUUGUCGUCAAGGUGCUGAAGGCCCAGGCACAGAGCCAGAAAUCUAAGUAAAAUGUGUAUUUGUAUUGCCACAAUAAAAAAUGACAAACAAAUCCAUUUCCUGUUGUGAUUGUCAUUGAAAACAUAACACCUGAUGUAUUUAAUGAUGCACUAAAUGUUACAACUGCCACUGAAAGGUAAGGGUGAGAAUACUGAAAGUUUUUACUGGUCAACAUUUGGCCUAAUACAGUUUUAUCAGUGAUUACAAAGACUCCACAGAUAAUAUCAUGAUGGUUCUGUUGGGAUUUUUGAAGAUUAAGUUGAGUGAAAAGUUUUGCAUAUCACUUUAGUGGGACACCUGUUGACACAACACUGGCCAUAAGAUGAAUACCUGGGCAAUUCAGUGCAACUCAGAUCAACCUCUACGAUCAAUACAAUUUAAUUUAUUCACAUUGUCAGAGAGGUGAUAGUAGUUCUCUAACUGCUGAACUUGUGGGCAUUGGUAUUACCUUGAAGGUGUUUCAUUGUUUUUACUCCUGAUGAAAAAGCAGACACAAUGGUAACACUCAACUGUAACCCGCUCAAGUGCACCACUUUUGAUAACUGCCUGAGUCUGUUGCUCAGAGAUAAUAUACAGGUAUUUGCACUAUAUACAAGACUAUUUUCUGUUUUUAUAGUGUUCAUACUUGUAUAUUAUCUUUUUAUUUUUACUUAUUUUAUCUAUUUAGCUCUUUAUUUUUAUCUUUUUUUACUUUUAUUUUUUUAUUCAUCUAUUAUUUAUCCUCUUUCUACUUAGUUUGCACUGGAAUUACUGGAACAAAAAGCAAUUUCCCCCAGGGGAUUAUUUAAGCAUUUCUGAUUCUGAUACUGUUACUGUGUCAUGCGGGGUAGGUGUUUGUCCCAGCCAGGAUACAAUGUAAGAGCAAAUUCCUGAUCCGAAUCUCUAUUUGUAAAUGGCACUAUGAAAAUAACCAUGAUGGGAAAUGGAUGGCCCUGUCCUGGUGCAUAGCCAUCUUAAAGGGAUAUUUCGGUGUAAAAUUAAUUUAAGGUCAAACCGUAACACAGAGUUAGACACCCUCUUGAGAGAUGAAUGUCAUCAAAAGUACAUAUAGGGUCCCAGCCACAGCACUAGCCACCAAACAUCCGCUGCAGUCAGUAAUGGACUGGCCUGAGGUCUAGCUACACACAAGCACCUGCUGGAGGAGAGUAGGUGAGUUGUGUUCAGUCUGCUUAAGAAAUCAGGCAAAGCUAAAAAGAUGUUUAGUGGCUAGUGAUGUGGCUGGGACCCUUUAUGUACUGUUGGUGAAGUUAGGUGCUGUUUUUUGUGCAUUAUUUGUGGCUAAAGAGUGGCGUUUUGGUUGAGGUUUGUUUAUGGCUCCUGAGACUGCUGUGUAUUGCUAUUGUGAGGUUGUUACUGAAGUUGGUAUAACUAGAGAAGCAAGCGGUCGGCAACAUUCAUCUCUGGAUUGUCUAACUCUGCGUUAUGGUGUGUUUGACCCUAAAUUAAUUUUACGAUGGAAUAUGCCUUUAAUUAUGCCUGAAACAAAGCAAUGAAUGGGUCUACAUCUAUCGAAUUAUGAACUGAUGUAUGUGAAUGAACUCAAAGAUGUACAUCAUGUAGAAGGUAAGCAUGCAUUUACGGGAAAUACAUUUGAGCAAAUGAGAAGAAUUUUCGAAUCAACAUUUACAAGGUGUAAAUUUUACAAUUACAUUGAGACUGUCGCUCCCCUUUCUACACUUUCCCAUGCUCCUCUCCUUUCAUCCUCUUUCUUGCAAACAUGACACUGUCCCUUUAAGGAUACGUCACGUCAAUAAUUUUUAUUUUUUGGAAUAAAUAGUGGGAGAUUUGUAAUUAUUAUUAUUUUUCAAGAAAACAGAAAUUUUAUGCAGCAUGCAUGUCUAAUCUGGUAAACACGCAAUUUUAAAAAAAAGUAA